AUGGAGAAUGGCACUGCUACCCAGAUGCCUAAGCAGAGCAUUGAUAUGCCAAGCAUGCCACCACCAGAGUCAUCUUCUCAUUAUGUGCCUGUCAAGCUUGAAGAGCAUGAACCUCCGGGUCUCAGUGUCAAGAAGCUCAUCAAGAAAGCCAGGGAGAAUUCUGGGUGCAACCGACGAAGUGUCCUUGGUGUCUUCAUUAAGCUGUUUCCUGUUGUAGAGUGGCUUCCCCGCUACAGUAUCAAGGAACAACUGCUUGGGGACAUCAUCUCCGGCCUCCUGGUUGGAAUAGUUGGCAUCCCUCAGUCCAUCUCCUACUCCCUCCUUGCAAGUCAGGAUCCCAUUUACGGACUCUACACAAACUUCUUCUCUGUCAUUAUCUACUUUGCCAUGGCUACCUCACGCCACAAUUGCAUUGGGACUUUCGGAGUCCUUUGCCUGAUGAUCGGGGAAUCAGUAAACCGGCAACUGACGUUAGCAGGAUACCAGUUAGAGACUGACAUACCAGUGAAUGCCACAUUGAAUGGGACAGUUGUCUGUGACAAAAGUUGCUAUGCUAUCACUGUGGCAACUGCUUUAACUUUUUUGGUUGGGCUUUACCAGGUAAGAUAACUUCCUGAUCCUUAACACAAGUGCUCUCUUAAUGUUUCGGGUGCUUAAAUGCUAUAUUCAAACCUGCCAACACAGUUAUUGCUGCAGCUGCAAAAGGAGCAAGUGAAAAAAAGAAGCUGUGCUACUGUCAUGGCUAAUGGUGAGCCUGACCCCUGAGAAACUGUUGGAGAAUUCCUUCAUCUCUUGAAGAAAUUUGGUGAAAUGAUCCUAUCACUCCCCCCCUCCCUCCGAUUUCUGUGGCUAAGAGAGGCCACUUGCAUACAGCUCUGGUUGGAAUUAGAUACGAAGUUACAAAGAGAAUGGCUUCCUUUAUUAUAGUUUCUGAGUGAUCACAGAUGUGGAUCUAGUUUGCACAUGGCAAUAGCAUCAGGUGAUAACUUUCCUGUAAGAUAGAUCAAACACCACAGGCCAAGUGGGCACAUCAGCUCGCAUUACUCUAAGCUCAAGUGCUUUACAAUGGGGUCACUUCACACAUUAAGCUGGGGCAGGUGUUAAGCAUGCAAGUGUUUUACAUGUAUAUGCAUGAACCAGAAUACAAGAACAGGAGAUUUUCUCACAACAAGCAGAGAGUAACAGAGAACAAAUGCAAGUGCUGAUAGUUUGCUUCUUGCACCUUCACCCAGUCAGAUUAAUCAAUGCAACUUGCUUUCCCUUUCAGAUCCUUCUAGGGGUCUUCCAACUGGGCUUCAUAUCCGUAUAUCUUUCGGAACCUCUCCUGAGUGGCUUUGUGACUGGAUCCUCCCUUACCAUCCUCACUUCCCAAAUGAGUCUUCUGCUGGGACUGAAAAUCCCUCGCCACGAUGGAGUGGGCUCUCUUAUCUUCACGUGGGUUGACCUAUUCAGAUAUAUUGGCAACACCAACAUCUGUGACCUAGUCACCAGCCUGAUUGCUCUGGUCCUCAUUGUGCCAGUGAAGGAGAUCAACAACUACUUUAGAGACAAAAUGAAGGCUCCUUUCCCCAUGGAGCUUCUGGUGGUCAUUGCGGCGACCCUGCUUUCGUAUUUCUUCAACUUCAACAAGAGAUACAAAUCUAAAAUAUGUGGCUCCAUUCCCACUGGUUUCAAGCAACCUGCUGUACCGGAUCUGAGCCUUCUUUCAAACCUGGCAGUUGAUGCUCUGCCCAUUGCCAUCAUCGGCUUUGCCAUGACUAUCUCGCUGGCAGAAAUAUUUGGCAAGAAGCAUGGCUACCCAGUUCGGGCCAACCAAGAAAUGAUUGCCAUUGGCAUGGCGAACUUCGUACCAUCUUUCUUCUGCUGCUUUGUCUCUAGUGCAGCCUUGACAAAGACCCUGCUGAAGGAAUCCACCGGGUGCUGUACCCAGAUCUCAAGCCUGGUAUCUGCGUUUGUGCUGCUCCUGGUGUUGUUGUGGAUUGCCCCUCUCUUCUACUCACUGCAAACCUGCAUCCUGGGGGUGAUCACCAUCGUCAACCUCAGGGGGGCCUUGCGGAAAUUUGCCGACACCCCGAAGAUGUGGCGGAUCAGCAAGAUAGACACCGUGAUCUGGUGGGUCACCAUGCUGUCCUCAUUACUUGUCACUACAGAGCUGGGCCUCCUCAUAGGCGUCUGCUUCUCCCUCCUCUGCAUCAUCUUCCGCACCCAGAGGCCCCGAGCCACGCUCCUCGGCAAGGUGAACGACUCUGAAAUCUACGAGGACCAGUUCACUUACAAAGAGAUCAGCAGCAUUGCAAAUAUCAAGAUCUUCCGUUUUGACACCUCCCUUUACUACGCAAACAAGGACUACUUCAAAAGUUCACUUUUCCAGAAAACAGGAGUGAAUCCUUCGCUGGUUGCUGCCCUGCGGCGAAAGGCUGAAGCGAAAGCAAACCUGGGCAAGAACGAAAGCUGCUUUUCUUCUAAGUUUAACUGCCUGAAGGGCACCAAGAGAGACGCUGCCAAGGUUUCGGUUUCAGAUGCUCCUGGCCCAGCCAUAGACAUGCACACUUUAAUCCUUGACUGCGGCGCCAUGCAGUUUGUAGACAGCGUGGGCCUCAGUGUGCUGAAGGAGACUCGCCAGGACUACCAGAAGAUUGGCAUCCAGGUCCUGCUGGCCAACUGCAACCCAUCCGUGCGGCAUCUACUCCAGGCAGGUGGUUGGCUUACUGGGAUGGAGGAUACGGAGCUGCUGUCCUUCCACAGUAUACAUGCCGCUGUGCAGUUUGCAGAGAAACAGCACCAAACUCAACAGAUGGGCAGCAAAGUGACAGGGGAUGCUUUCCUUAGUCCUGAAGAAGACAAUGAGACCUCAAUAACACCCAGUCUGGAGGGGCAACUGUAG
Molecule: messenger RNA, 2884 nt
Organism: Podarcis lilfordi (Lilford's wall lizard)
Lineage: Eukaryota; Metazoa; Chordata; Lepidosauria; Squamata; Lacertidae
Source: the annotation of a GenBank genome assembly